AGAAGGAUGGUUAGGGGAGGGGAAGUGGGUUCGUGGGCGGAGUUGUGUGAGCUCAUGAGGACUACCUUUGUACCAAAGUCCUAUUUCCUCCGACUUCGAGGGGAGUUUCAAGAUUUGAAGCAAGGGACGAAGAGCGUAAUGGAGUACUACUAUGAACUCCUAUCAUUGAUGAGCAAGGUAUGGGUGGAGGAGCGAGAAGAGGCGACUCAAGAUCGAUUUAUCCAUGGCCUUAACAUCAACUUGAAGCACAAGGUGCAAGUGGAGGCAUUGAGGGGAAUUUCCUUGGAUGAGGUGAUUGGGUUUGCCGACACUUUUGAGAGGCAAAGUAAGGAGUUGGUUUCUAGCCGGGCUAAAUGGGCGUCUAGCCAAACCGGAGGGACGGGGACUAGCAAGUGGAGUGCUCCCGGCAAGAAGGUGGAAAACAUGGCCAAUCCAAACACGCAAGGGAGGCCGAUCGCGAAGGCUUUACCGGGUACUCAACCUAUUAAAGCUAUAGCCCCUAUGGAAGACAAGAAGGUUCAAUGUUUCAAGUGCAAGGGGUAUGGCCAUUAUGCACGCGAGUGCCCAAACCAACGGGUAAUGGUUAUCGGGCAAGAUGGUAGCGUGUAUAGUGAGGAAGAUGAAGAAGAUGGGGAGGGUGUGGGCACUAAAGAAGUGAGCCCGGACACCGACAUAGCUUUUUCUAGUGGUGAAGAAGAAGAUACACCCUUAAGGGCUAUGGUUGUACUCCGAAUGCUCAAUGUACAACCCAACCUUGAGGAGCAUAAGGAGCAAAGGUGCAACAUCUUUCAUAUGAAGUGUAAGGUGAAGUCCAAGACGUGCUUGGUCAUCAUAGAUGGAGGGAGUUGUACAAAUGUGGUGUGUGACCGGUUGGUGGCCAAGUUGGGAUUGAAGGUACUUAAACACCCAAACCCCUACAAAUUGCAAUGGUUAGGGGACUUCGGAGAGUUGAGGGUGAAGGCUCAAUGUAAAGUUCCAUUGAAGAUUGGAGAAGUUGAGGAAGAAAUCCUAUGUGAUAUCAUUCCUAUGACGGCAUGUCAUGUUUUGCUAGGGAGGCCAUGA
Molecule: messenger RNA, 1062 nt
Organism: Salvia splendens (bonfire salvia)
Lineage: Eukaryota; Viridiplantae; Streptophyta; Magnoliopsida; Lamiales; Lamiaceae
Exons: 1
Coding region: 7-1062 (351 amino acids)
Molecular function (GO): zinc ion binding; nucleic acid binding
Source: RefSeq, a predicted model, not a curated record